Micromonas commoda is the source of this 228-nucleotide messenger RNA. RefSeq lists its product with no specific name. The transcript has a single exon. The record is from RefSeq and is a predicted model, not a curated record. Bases 1 to 228 code for a protein of 75 amino acids. Lineage: Eukaryota; Viridiplantae; Chlorophyta; Mamiellophyceae; Mamiellales; Mamiellaceae.
AUGAGCGCCAUCGUCACCCGCAACAUCGGCGUCGCGGCCCGCCAGUGGGCUAACCGCGUCUCUGUCCGAACCGUGGUUAUCCCCGGGUCGCACCAGGAGCCCCUGAAGGAGGCUGCCAAGAGGAUAGGCUACUGGGGCGAGGAGCAGGAUAUCGACUCAAGGUGGGAGCCGGACCAGGGCCCCAUGUUCACCCCGCGAGCCUUCGAACACGGCCUUCGAUACAUUUAA